CGCUGGCAGCCGGAGGUGACGCGCUCCCGGGGCGGGGCCCGGUGACGCGCCAGGGACGCGGCCGCGGCGGGGACGGGACCGGCAGGAUCAGCAUGGGGAAGCAGAAGAAGGCGCGGAAGUACGCGGUGAUGAAGCGCAUGAUCAGCCUCCGGGACGAGCGCCUUAAAGAGAAGGAUCGCGCAAAAGCCCCCGUGAAGAAGAAGGAGGACCCGAGUGCCAUCAAAGAGCGGGAGGUCCCCCAGCAUCCCUCUUGCUUGUUCUUCCAGUAUAAUACACAGCUGGGCCCUCCUUACCACAUCCUGGUUGACACUAACUUCAUCAAUUUCUCCAUCAAGGCCAAACUGGACCUAGUGCAGUCGAUGAUGGACUGUCUCUAUGCCAAAUGUAUUCCAUGUAUCACAGAUUGCGUAAUGGGUGAAAUUGAGAAGUUAGGACAGAAGUACCGUGUGGCAUUAAGAAUUGCCAAGGACCCUCGGUUUGAACGCUUGCCGUGUAUGCACAAAGGAACCUACGCCGAUGACUGCUUGGUGCAGAGGGUCACUCAGCACAAAUGUUACAUUGUGGCCACAGUGGAUAAAGAGCUCAAGCGGAGAAUACGAAAAAUCCCUGGAGUGCCCAUAAUGUAUAUUUCCAGGCACAGGUACAAUAUUGAGAGGAUGCCAGAUGAUUAUGGAGCUCCUCGAUUCUAACCUGUCCAGUCAAGCCAUCAAUGCCAGGACUGUGAGCCAGCAUAAGGGACCUUCUGAUUCUACCCUCCUCCUUUCUUCUUUUGUUGGAACUCUGCUCAUAGGACUGUGGAUAACACCAAACUGACUUCUUAACCUUGUUUUUCUAAGAAAAAGCUAUUUGGAAGAGUCUGGUUUUAUUUAUCCAUCCUCUGCCUUGGUCUGGUUACCUACAGCUGGGAGCAGCAUAUGGGAAACAGAGGGCAGCAGGACCAAGAAUAUGCCUAGCUCUGCAUCGGGACCAUUGGAAAAAGUGAUUUCAGCAUUUUGAAUUAAAUAUUGAUGAUGCAACUCUGAGAACGAAACCACAAGAGAUUUUAACGGUUCUUACUGCUGCACCUGGAGUACACCUAGGACAGGUAUUCCUUUAGGAAGCUACCUCACACCUGUUUAGUCAAAUCAGAAUCUGCAUUCUGCAGAAAAUGACAUCAGAUCUGCACCUGUUGGUGGCUUUCUCUGGAAAAGCAGUCUAGAUUUUAAUUCAGAAUUGAUAGGCUUUUAUUCAGCUGCACAGUGAAUGAAGUUUAUAUAAGUGUCCGCUCAGACUGCUCUUUCUGUACUUGGUUAGCUGGCAGCUCCGUCCUUUUGCUUACAUUUAGAGUGGUGGAGUGCAGGACAGGGUUGGGUUGGGACAAGUCUUUUGCUCCUGUUUGUUUGGGUCCUAUGCACCUCAAAGCCUUACCACUUCUGUUAUGUAUCGGGGGCCAAGAAGGGAAGUGUCUAAAGGGCAAAGGUAUUAAUGUGGGCUGGGAGCACAGUCGUUGUGGAGGAGUAAGAACAAUGGUUGCAGAUAGAGUCUUCCAGAGACCUGCAGAAUUUGCUGCAGGGAAGAGGUGGUCAGGGCAGGAGGGAGAAGAAAUUAUUAAACCACACGAAGAAAUGUAGGGGGGAAAGUAUUUCAAAGCCAUAACUUGGCUUUCUUAUAUCUCCUCCAUUUUUAGCAAUAUAUUAUAAUAUAUUAUAAUAUAAUAUAAUCAUAAUGCUGUUAUGAUCUCUGCUGUGUGGUGCAGAGAGGGUCACCAGGAGCCAACAUGCCAAAGCACACUUCCUGGCCAAAAUGCUAGAGGUGUAGUACAGGAGAAGACUGAAAAUUUAUAUUCUUGGUAUAAUUAAAAAAAUUUCCGAACCUUAGCAGAGCUUUAUCCUGUAGUCCUUUACACUGGUUUGGCUGCAGAGGUGGCCACAAAGGCCAACAGCAUCCUUGCCUGUGUCAGAAAUAGUGUGGCCAACAGGACUAGGGAAGCAAUCCUCCCCCUGUACUUGGUGCUGGUGAGGCUGCACCUUGAGUCCUGUAUUUAGUUCUGGGUCCCUCAUUACAAGACAAGACAUUGAGGUGCUGGAGUGUGUCCAGAGAAGGACAAUGGAGCUGGUGAAGGGCCUGGAGCACAAGUCUGAUGAGAAGUAACUGAGGGAGUUGAUGUUUAGUCUGGAGAAAAGAAGGCUCAGGGGAGACCUUAUCAGUCUCUACUACUACCAAGAAGGAAGGUGUAGCCAGGUGGGUGUCAGUCUCUUCUCCCAGGUAACAGGUGACAGGAUUAGAGGAAAUGGCCUCAAGUUGUGCCAUGCAAAGAUUGGAUAUUGGGAAAAAAUUCUUCACUGAAAAGGUGGUCAAGCAUUGGAGCAGGCUGCCUAGGGAAGUGGUAGAAUCCCUGGGCCUGGAAGCAUUAAAGCGUGGAUGUGGUGCUGAGAGACAUGGUUUAGUGGUGGAUUUGGCAGUGCUGUUUCAAUGGUUGGCAAUUGCUAAAGAUGUAUUAGGAGGGUUGGAGAAUGAGCAGAAGAAAGUAUUGGCAGUGAGAAAACCCAUCAGGAAAUUUUCAUUAAUUGAGUAUAAUUGGUAAGAAAAAACUUGGCUAUUAACUUGAAGAGCCUGGUCAGAAGAUAAAUAGGACAGGACAGGACCACCUGAAUGAUCAGCUGCUUCUCCUGCAAUGCCAGACAACCUGUGUACUAAACACUUGGUUCAGAGGAAAAUGUUUACUACAUGCACACAAUGGCAUCCCAGUGUCUGAUCCAAUUUACAGUAUAUGAGAGGAGGAAAGAUCAUUGUCACAGGAAAGAGUUUGGUAAACUAGAGUAUUUUGAUGUUCCCACAAAUGCAGAACUCUGUUAGUCCAAACCAGAAGAGAAAUUCCUGACUCAACUCUGGCAGUUGGUUUAAAUGUGCACGGGAGUUAGAUAUCAGGUGCUUGCAGUGUUUCUUAGUAAUUAGAGAAUUUAGCCUCCCUGCUAACAUCCUGUCUCCUGCUAUAGCCAGUUUCCAUAGCUUCAAAAGACAGAGAACAUAUGGGAGCACCACAUAAAGAAAAUCUGAAUAUAUGCAAAAAAUGGUAGGAAAUAAUUUCUACUCCUUUCUGGAGCCACCAGAAGGUUUAAGAUUACUACAGGCUUACUAGAUGAAGAAAUUUAAGCUGCUGAUCCAAGAUGUGACACUGGUUAAUUGAGGGGUAACUGAGAUGUGGUAUAAUAGUGUUUAAAAGCAGGAAGAACAUGAGCUAUUUAAAAAAAAAAUUAACCCAAACCAACAUGAUGGCACCCUUUAAUGUUACAGACUGAACAGAAUAAAGGAAUAAAAAUAACAUAUUCUGAAUAGAAGGAUAAUAGGGCAUAAUGUAAACUUAACAGGUUGGUUUUUUUGUAAGAUUGGGUAAGGCCAGUGUAUCUUGUCUGGUAGGAGUCAACUGUAGUGCAACCCAAACCAGAUUUCAAUAUUGAAGAAGCAUCUGUCAAGUUAUUUGGAAGUUAUAUUUUGGCUUCCACAAUGUAGGCUGGAAAACAAUUGUCCUGAAAACGUUUAGGUACACGUAUUCCCUCACAAGGGAAGUAACAAAUCUCUUGACAGUAUUGCAUGACCACAACAGACAGCAAAAAUAGUAGGAGAGACUUGCCUGCAGGAAAUAACUGUUAGUAAACUGAUCACAAGGGAACUUACAUACAGUGAAUAGAUCAGGAGGAUAAAUUAAAGGAUGUUUGCAACAGGAAUUCCCUAUAUUGCAAGGACAGAGUUUCAAAAGCUUAGUGAGUAAACUGGCCCAUAGAACUUGGGUAUAUAAAUGCCAAAUACAGUAUAAUGAAGAGUAGAUUCGGAGUAAAAACACAAAUGCUAUCUGAAAGUCAUAUUCACUGCAAGAGAAAUCUAAACAGACCAUCCUAAAUAGAAAAGGAUGAAUAAUAGUCUCUAAAUGAAAAGAAGGGAUACUAAAGAAUAGAAAAGACAGUUCUAUUAGUAUCAAAUUAAGAUAGUUUUCUUAAAUAUUUGCAUCUCAGUUGAAUUUAGUCAAAUAUUUUCUUGCAGAUUCAUGGUGUAUCUCCUCUGUGGAUUUCCUGAAAUUCAACAAUGAAUGAACAUAAAGUCCAGUUUUUCUACCAGAGAGAAUAAAGCUUCCCUGCCUAA
Messenger RNA from Taeniopygia guttata (zebra finch), 4116 nucleotides. RefSeq names its product FCF1 rRNA-processing protein (gene FCF1). The record is from RefSeq and is a predicted model, not a curated record. NCBI's taxonomy places the organism in Eukaryota, Metazoa, Chordata, Aves, Passeriformes, Estrildidae. Gene Ontology annotation, cellular component: small-subunit processome.